CAUGCAUACCUUCCAUGCCUAAACCACCAAUGGCUCGAAAAUCUCGUCAUGGCUGCUCCGAGUGCAAACGCCGAAGUGUAAAGGUAUCAUUGUGAUGUCACUUCUGUGUCAAUGAUUGGCUUCUCUGACAUCGGAAUGCAACCAGUGCGAUGAGAAACGCCCGCAAUGUUCGAAUUGUGAACGUCGACGGGCGACCUGCCAUUAUGCUACUUAUAACCCUUGGGCUUGGGAGAGUAAAACACUAGAGCAGGCAGUCCCACCAGAAGAAGGGAUGUCAAGCCAUGUCGUAAAUGAGUCAGUGCCGCAGGAAGCCGGCUACGAAGGAUUGGCGCGUGUGGGCCAGUUCAAUACGCAACAUCUGAGGUUACUAUUGACCUGGACAACUUCAACCUGUCAUACUAUCUCCAGGAUUAAUGCAGAUGCUCGCAUAUGGCAAGAGAACAUCCCUCACCAAGCCUUAUCAUGUCCUUCUCUGCUUCAUGACAUCUUCGCCGUCUCGGCGCUUCAUCUUGCCCUUUCUAGCGAUUGUGAGAGGGCGGAAAAGCAGGCCCUCAUAGAAGAUGCAGAAGCCCACCAGAGCGAAGCAAUCAAGAUGAUUAUGGAAUUUGAUAACCAACUAGAAUCAUCAAAGCUGUUUGAAAGUUUUGUGCUUUCAAGUCUUCUCGUAGGGUCUGCCUUUUCAUUUCCUUUGGCCGUUGCUACACACUGUGAAACAGAGGGAAAUAUGCUAGACGAGCUGAUAGGGGUGUUUAUACUCAUCCGCAAAAUGAUGAGCUUUUCGACACCUAUAAUCCUUCGCAUUCAGGAGAGUGAGCUAUGUGGUCUUUUGCUGAAGGAGGAGACUCAGUCCAGUCCGUCUCAGUCAUCACAGGAGGCAAUUGCGUCUCUUCAUGAGCUCCUCAAUACAACAUACUCGCAGGAGAACGAGAAUCAUCGGGCCUUUGCUGACACAAUUGAUUGCCUGGAGAAUCUACUCGGCAGGCUUGAUGGCGCCGGAGAGAUUGUUUCAUGGUCUUUUAACUGGAUUUGUGAGGUUCCAGCCGCCUUUAUCGUCCUCUUGCAGGAGCACAACCCACUUGCACUAGUAAUUCUCGCUCAUUACUGUGUCGUUCUGCACCAGCUGAGAGACCGUUGGUGGAUCGCUUCAUGGGGUCAACGCGUACUUGACAUCAUUGCAGGAAUUUUGGGUCCUGCUUGGAAGUCUUCCAUAGCCUGGCCUGUUCAUGCAGUCAAGGGUCAGUAUCAGUGAUGAUCCUCACAGACAUCCCUGUAACAGAUAAUGCUAGUGCCAUGUUCGUGUCAGUAUCACGGGUCAAUUUGCAACAAGAAAGCUCAGUUGGGGAAGCUGCAGCUGACAGGACAAAUAAGAUGAUGGGCGACCGCAUUAGUCUACGUCACAGCACUGUUUGUUAUGGUGAGUUUGAAAAUCUUGUUUUCUCGGUUGUCAGAGGCUUUAGAAAUCUAGGUUGGAAGUUCCAGACAAAGCUGGAGGAUAUUGACAGAUUGCCAAAUGAAUCCAGCUCCAAGAAUCCAGCUCCAUCACGUGCUUGACUGAUUUACAUGGAAUGUUCUUGAAACUUUUGUAUCUUGUUUACGCACCACGUGUACAUACCGUAUACUGUGUACCGCUAUAACAAUACAAAUCACGGUCAUCUUUGGGUACUAUCUAAAACAUGAUCAGUGUUUCUUGGCGUGGAAAUCUAAGGCUGCC
Molecule: messenger RNA, 1711 nt
Organism: Aspergillus eucalypticola CBS 122712
Lineage: Eukaryota; Fungi; Ascomycota; Eurotiomycetes; Eurotiales; Aspergillaceae
Exons: 1
Coding region: 272-1249 (325 amino acids)
Biological process (GO): regulation of transcription by RNA polymerase II
Molecular function (GO): DNA-binding transcription activator activity, RNA polymerase II-specific
Source: RefSeq, a predicted model, not a curated record